This is a messenger RNA of Diabrotica balteata, 399 nucleotides long. NCBI's taxonomy places the organism in Eukaryota, Metazoa, Arthropoda, Insecta, Coleoptera, Chrysomelidae. The record is from the annotation of a GenBank genome assembly.
AUGAAUUCAGUAGUAAUUCUCUGUUUGUUCGUAUUUGGCGUUGUUGUCGCAGGUCAUGGACAUGAUAAUGCUCACUACAAAUUUGAGUACGGAGUUCAUGAUCCUCACACUCACGACCACAAAUCCCAACACGAACAUAGACACGGUCAUGAUGUUACUGGAGGGUACACACUCAAAGAAGCCGAUGGAACUCACAGAGUUGUCAAAUAUAAAUCUUCUCCUCACAAUGGAUUCGAAGCUGUAGUUGAGAGAAUAGGACAUGCCCAACAUCCUGCUCACUACGGACAUGGACACGGCCAUGGACAUGGUUAUGGUGGACACGGUGGAGCUACCAGCUACGUUGGUGUCACACACUGGGCCAACCAAGGAAGUGAAGGUGGUCAUGGUCAUGGAUAUUAA